GAGGAGGAGGAGGAGGAGGGAAGACAGCGGCACUUUUCCCCUCAUCUUUGCCUCUGCCAGAGUUUCUCCCGUGGAAGAAUGGGGGCUGGAGCUAUGACCAUCUGUCACAACAAGACAGCAGUGCUCGUUAAGGAAGACAUGAAGAAGAUGGUCCAGAUACCCAUACUGAGACCGAGGACAGUGGCGGUCAAGCACACCAAGUUGUUUGGAGCGUCCCUUUUGGAGCUGCAAGAAAAGGGUCUGGUGGUGGAUGGAGUACCAGCGGUGGUGCGGUGGAUGGUGGAGCAUCUUCGCAAGCAUGCGCUGCAUCAGGAAGGCCUGUUCAGAGUAAACGGGAAUGUCCGUGCUGUGGAGACCCUGAAGCAGCGCCUGGAGAGUGGUGAGGAUGUGGACAAUCUCUCUGCGUCGGACUCCUGUACCGUGGCCAGCUUGCUCAAACAAUAUCUCAGAGAUCUGCCAGAGGGUCUGGUAGACUCAAAAGUCCAACGGGCGCUGAUACAGCACUACCAAGAGUGCGGUGAGGAUGAUUCCUGGUCAGACAUCAGAGAUCUGCUUCAGCAGCUUCCAGACAUCCACCACAGCCUCCUGCGUUACCUCUGCCACUUCCUCACCGUUGUGGAGAGCAAGCAGGAGGACAACCGCAUGACUGCCUUCAACCUCGCCACUGUGUUCGGACCCAGUGUCUUCCACGUUGCUCCCACUUUCGAAGCAAUGAAGGACCAAAAUAUCUGUAACAAGAUCAUGAUCAAACUCAUCCAGAACUACAGCAGCAUCUUUGAGACCAGCACAGACAAAGACGACCACACAGAGUCGACGCUCAUCGUCGUCAAGGAGGCGCAUGUGACAGACGCAGACACAAAGAAGUCACCCGACCAUCUCAACGCAAAGACACCGACACCACUUCCCAGGAUGAAAAUGGGACACCUAAAUACACCAGGAAGCGCUGAGAGCCCACACGAAUCCUGCACUUACUCUCCAAAGGCGAAGACAAGGAAAAAGAAGGUGAGGAAGGGGAAGAGUGAAGGCCCGUGCCGAGUCCCCCCUCGGCCGAGUCCCUCCGCUGGGCUGCCGCAUGCGAGGCCGUUCUCCAUACCGAUAGUUUUGCCCCUGACCUCAGGCCUGAGGAGCCCCAGCCCAGAGGCGAUGGAAACGACACCUGUGCCUCCAACCUCAGACACUGGCUCUCAUGUCAGCCACCUCGAUGUCAGCCUCUCCGGCAGCAUGGAGGGCCUCAGCAGCUCCCAAGAAGAAGACAGGCCAAUAUCUCCUUUCUACAUGAGUAACCACCUCUACCCGGUCCACUGCAAACCAAAUGUGGUAAAUUUUCUGGACCGAACCAUACGCACAACAGUGGAGCAGCACCUGUUUGACGUUAACCCUUUAGAGGAGUCGACCGCGUGUCCUUCAAGUCCGAGGGUGACGCCAACUGCACGACAGAGACGUCGGCACCAGAGAGAGCAACAGGAGGAGGGCCUGAGACGAAGCAGGGCAGGCACCAACAAGGAGAACAUCCCGUCGAGCGGAGGCAGCAGCUCCGGCAGCGUCGGGGAGGACUCGCCACGCAGCAGCGUGGACUCGCAGGGAGGUCUGAGCGGUCACGCUGUGCCAACCAGAACCAGGAAAUCAAAACACAGCCCAACUCUGGUGCAGCUCACCGACAACCAGGCUGCCCACGCAUUCAAGGAAUGUGUUGCUGAGAGACCUGCAGAAAACCACAUGGAGACGAUUCACAAAGGGAAUGACAUUUCAAGAAAAGAUGGCCUUCCUUCAGCUUUACAGACGUUAAGGAUGAAGAUCCAGGAGUCGCCCGUCACUUGUGACACGGGGAGGGUCGGCGGCGGAGAGGUGCGAGCCUCGGACCCGGACUGCGACAAGACGAGCUGCGAGGACGUGCCUCGCCUGGACCUGACAGCGCUGACCGAGGACAACAACUGGGGAGAGUCACAGUUCUUUAGUGCCCCCUUCCUUGAUUUCAAAAGCAUUUUCCAUUCGAGUUGCUAUGAUGAACCAGUCCCGGCGUACUCGCUGCAGAGGGAGAGCAUGGACCGCGAGGAAGCUCGCCUCUCGCCUCACGCCGGGGGACGCCUGAUCCGCCAGCUGCUGGAGGAGGACAGCGACCCGAUGGUGUCCCCUCGCUUCUACGCCUACGGGCAGUGCCAGCAGUACCUGGACGACACCGAAGUGCCUCCCUCGCCGCCAAACGCCCACUCUUUCGUCAGCCGCAGGCGGAGUUCAUCUCUUGGCUCCUGUGACGAUGAGAAAGAGGAGCUGACCUCCGCCCAGCUCACAAAGAGGAUUCACAUACUGAAGAAGAAGAUCCACAGGUUUGAGGAGAGGUUUGAAGAGGAGCGAAAAUACAGACCUUCCCACAGUGAUAAAGUUGCAAACCCAGAAGUGCUCAGAUGGGUAAACGAGCUGGCCAGGCUUCGCAAAGAUCUAAAAGAACACAAGCUGAUGAAGUCUGAAGAGGACCUGCCGCCUCUGACCCGUCAGCGCAGCAACACGCUGCCCAAAAGCUUCGGCUCUCAGCUGGAGAAGAAACCUCAGCAGGAGAAGGUGCCGAAGCCUCCGGUGGAGAGCACCCUGGAGGUCAUUUUAAAGAAGCUGCAGGAGAAGCGGGAGGAGGUGAACCGCCCCGAGGACAUCAAGGAUAUGACCCGGGAGCAGAUCGGGGCAGAGAAAGUGGCCCUGCAGAAAGCUCUUCUCUACUAUGAGAGCAUACACGGCCGACCGGUGACCAAGAGCGAGAGGCAGAUCAUGAAAUCCCUGUACGACAGAUAUCGCCUGGUGAAGCAGAUCCUGUGCCGAGCCUCCACCAUCCCUGUCAUAGGCUCUCCCUCCAGCAAGCGCAGAGGUCCCCUCCUUCAGCCCAUUAUCGAGGGUGAAACCGCACUUUUCUUCGACGAUAUCAAGGAGGAGGAGGACGGCUCAGAGGACGACUGCGACUCAAAGACUCAGUUCACCGUGACCGUCCGACCCGACAUCAGCGUGCUCGGCUUCCUGGACCACGUGGAGGAGGAAGUGGACGGUUUCAUCUCGCCCGUCGACGAACUUUCACCCUCCAAGACCACGACGGACAUGAGGCUGUCCAACCUGCACUCGGCCACCAUGCAGGAACUCGUGGAGCAGCUCCAAGAGACGAGAGAGGAGAAGAAGAGGAUCCGCAAGAAUUUGAAAGAUUUCGAAGACCAGUUCUUCAGACAGAACGGACGAAACGUGCAGAAGGAGGACCGCUCCCCGCUGGCAGUGGAGUACAGCGAAUACAAGCACGUCAAAGCCAAACUGCGGCUGCUGGAAGUCCUCAUCAGCAAAAGAGACUCUACUAAGUUCAUCUGAGACAGAAAACAAUAAUAAUAAUAAAAAAAAAAAAGACUCUUUAGUGGACUGGUGCUCAAGUCUCCAGAUACAGUCAAACACAUCUCACCCCGUCGGAAGAAAAGAUUUUCUCUUCUCGUUAUCGUCUGCGCCGCUCUGAAAACAGAAAGCCUGUUAAUCCGCUCUGUGGAGCACAGCGGGCUUUUACCGGGACAACAGCAGAGAGUCCGGACCGGUUCAGAGCAGCACCUGCUUCACCUGAGGACCUCACCUUCAGGCCAAACUAAGCCACACACGCACAAAUAACCUGAAUCACACUUGUUUAGCUAAUAAUUUAUUUCAAUCCUUUUGAAUGUUUUUAUCAACACAGAAAUGUUAUUUUUCUCACGCCUAACUGUAGAAGUCUUAAAAAAAAAAAAACCCUGUUAAUAGUAGACAUGAAAUGAUUGCGAUUUUUAAAGAAGGAUUUUUGUGAUUAAGAUUUCUGUGUAUUUUUCUAAGGGAGUCGUUAUAGUAUUCACAAUGAAUAGCUUUCUCUAUUUCAGUUGUGACCAUCGUGUGUCUGAAAUAUUCUUAUGUUGCUUCUCUAGAAGUUUAAUGGAGUACUUGCUCACUAAAAGAAGUGGUUUCCUCUGUCACUAUGACCCAAAGACAGCAGCUCAGAAAACAAACAGCGAACCAAAACAACUCAGACAUUCAACAAAACAAAAGCUCGUCUUGUGACCACUCAUACGUCACCAUUUGACUGUAUAUUGUAUAAUGUGCUUUUCCUCCACAUUCACUUUACGUCAAAUAAGCUAUUAAAUCACUGGUAUGUGUUUGCUCACGCUGAUUAACACUGACAGGGCCAUUCGCAGAGAGGAGUCUGGGGGAUGGAAAUGGUCGUUGAAAGCUCAGUGCGUCUCUUUCUGGUUCUCUACGGAGCUGGUUGUGUUCUUUUGUAAAUAUGGAUCACCUUGUAUGUUUACAUUUCUGUGAGCGAGUACUUUUUCCCUUCCUUCUCCAAAGUGGAUGAUUAUCAGUGUGAAUUUUUGUUCUUACUGAAUGUAAACACUGUAAAAACCAGGCUUAAUGAAUUUUGAGUGUGUACAUUUUAGUACAUAAAUUGUAUUUUGUAUAUAACAUGAAUGAAAUCAUAUUUUUACUGACA
This is a messenger RNA of Mugil cephalus (flathead mullet), 4465 nucleotides long. RefSeq names its product family with sequence similarity 13 member A (gene fam13a). The coding region runs from base 79 to 3336 and encodes 1085 amino acids. The transcript has 26 exons. Lineage: Eukaryota; Metazoa; Chordata; Actinopteri; Mugiliformes; Mugilidae. Gene Ontology annotation, biological process: signal transduction. The record is from RefSeq and is a predicted model, not a curated record.